AAAAACUUUUUUAAGUCUUCUUGUGAAGUGAUCCGAACCUUGAGCCAUCUUGUGAAGCACUUCCAAGUGCAAGGUUUAGAAGCACUUCUAGGUCUAGGUCUAGGUUUUAGGUACAAUUGUCUCAUUACUUCAACAACAUGGUGGGUUUCAUGGGCUCCAUUGUGUUUUUGUUAGUGGCUUCCAGUACCUUGGUAGAAAGUCGCAUUGCUAGGAAAGACCUGGGCCUAGAUUUGGGAGGUGUCGGGCUUGGUGCUGGAGUUGGCUUAGGUCUAGGGGUAGGCGUAGGCGGCGGCUCAGGAGCAGGAGCGGGAUCAGGGUCAGGUGCAGGGUCCGGGUCUGGAUCUGGAUCUAGUUCAGGAUCUAGCUCAGCUUCUUCCUCAGGCUCCAGUUCCUCAGGAUCUGGUUCUGGCUCUGAAGCAGGAUCAUAUGCUGGUUCAUAUGCUGGGUCCGGGUCUGGCUCUGGUGCUGGGUCUAGGGCUGGGUCCGGAGCUGGGUCUAGUGCAGGUUCCGGUCAUGGCCAAGGUAGUGGACAGGGCUAUGGAUCAGAACGUGGUUCAGGCUAUGGCUCUGGUUCAGGUUCGGGUUCAGGCUAUGGCUAUGGCUCUGGUUCAGGGUCAGGGUCAGGGUUAGGGUCAGGCUAUGGUCAAGGGUUUGGGUCUGGAUUAAGUUCAGGCUAUGGUGAAGGUUCCGGUUCAGGAUCUAGUUCUGGACAUGGGUCAGGUUCAAGUUAUGGAAGUGGGUCCGGCUAUGGACAAGGCUCUGGCUCAGGAUCUGGGUCUGGCUAUGGCCAAGGUUCAGGCUUAGGAUCAAGUUCAGGUUAUGAUUCAGGAUCUGGCUCAGGAAGUGGUUAUGGAAGUGGGUCUGGCUCAGGCUCUGGCUAUGGCCAAGGUUCAGGCUCGGGAUCAGGUUCAGGUUAUGGUUCAGGAAGUGGUUAUGGAAGUGGGUCUGGCUCAGGCUCUAGCUAUGGCCAAGGUUCAGGCUCAGGAUCAGGUUCAGGUUAUGGUUCAGGAUCUGGCUCAGGAAGUGGUUAUGGAAAUGGGUCUGGCUCAGGAUAUGGCUCUGGUUAUGGCUAUGGUUCAGGAUCAGGGUCUGGCGCAGGUGGCCACGGAAAGUGAAAGAAAUGGUAGUUGCUAUUGAAUCUUAUGCCAUGGCAUGUACAUAUUAAUAGU
This is a messenger RNA of Amborella trichopoda, 1169 nucleotides long. The record is from RefSeq and is a predicted model, not a curated record. Lineage: Eukaryota; Viridiplantae; Streptophyta; Magnoliopsida; Amborellales; Amborellaceae.